UUCCCUCGCCCCGUGCCUUCGCUCCCGGACUCGAUCCUCGCCCGCUUCAGCAUGAAGGGCAAGGUGACCAUCGUCACGGGCGGCUCGGGCGGCCUCGGAUGGGCCGCCGCAGAGGGCAUCGCCGAGGCCGGCGGUGACCUCGCCCUCCAGUACCGCUCGGCCGAGGGCAUGGACGAGCGCGCCGCCGACCUCGCCAAGAAGUACGGCACCAAGGUCAAGGCGUACAAGGUCGACGUCGCCGAGUACGACGCCAUCAAGAAGCUCGUCGACGACGUCAAGCAGGAGUUUGGCCGCAUCGACUGCUUCAUCGCCAACGCCGGCAUGGGUGGCUCGGGCCGCAUCGGCGAGCUCGACCUGGACCAGUGGCGCCGCAUCCAGGCCGUCAACUACGACGCCGUCUUCUACGCCAUGAAGGUCCUCGCGCCCGUCUUCGAGGCCCAGGGCAACGGCUCGUUCAUCGCGACGACCUCGAUCUCGGCCCGCAUCGUCAACGUCCCCCUCGACCAGUCCGCCUACAACGCGUCCAAGGCGGCCGUCGUCCACCUGUGCAAGAGCGUCGCGCGCGACUGGCGCCUCUUUGCGCGCGUCAACACCAUCUCGCCCGGCUUCUUCGACACGGCCAUGGGCGCCGCGCCCGAGGUCGCCGACACGGUGCACCGCUACUCGGUCCUCGGCCGCCAGGGCGACCCCAAGGAGCUCGCGGGCGCGUUCCUCUACCUCGCCUCGGACGCGUCGACCUACACCACCGGCCACGACAUGCUCGUCGACGGCGGCUACACCCUGUCCUGA
This is a messenger RNA of Rhodotorula graminis WP1, 789 nucleotides long. RefSeq lists its product as uncharacterized. Lineage: Eukaryota; Fungi; Basidiomycota; Microbotryomycetes; Sporidiobolales; Sporidiobolaceae. Gene Ontology annotation, cellular component: intracellular anatomical structure. Gene Ontology annotation, molecular function: oxidoreductase activity, acting on NAD(P)H, oxygen as acceptor. The record is from RefSeq and is a predicted model, not a curated record. The annotation marks the transcript as partial. The transcript is spliced from 5 exons.